Messenger RNA from Lepus europaeus (European hare), 993 nucleotides. RefSeq names its product CD300 molecule like family member f (gene CD300LF). Gene Ontology annotation, molecular function: transmembrane signaling receptor activity. The record is from RefSeq and is a predicted model, not a curated record. NCBI's taxonomy places the organism in Eukaryota, Metazoa, Chordata, Mammalia, Lagomorpha, Leporidae. The transcript has 8 exons. Bases 1 to 993 code for a protein of 330 amino acids. Gene Ontology annotation, cellular component: plasma membrane.
AUGCACCUGCUGCUGCUCAUCCCCCUCCUCUUCUGGCUGUCAGGCAGCUCUGCCGCUGAGGAGCCAGUCAGCAGUCUAACAACAGUGAGCAGCCCAGAGCAGGGCUUGCUGUCGGUAAAAUGUCAUUAUGCCCCUGGAUGGGAGCGAUACAAGAAAUACUGGUGUCAAGGAGCUAUCUGGAGCUCCUGCGAGAUCCUUGUUAUAACCGACGGAUCGGAGAGGGAGGCAAAGAAGGGCCGCGUGGCCAUCAGAGACGAUCAGAGAAGCCGCGUGUUCACUGUGACCAUGCAACAGCUCAGCCAAGGCGACACUGACAUUUACUGGUGUGCGAUUGAGAGAGUAUUGGCCGACCCCAAGUUCCGAGUUGCAGUGACUGUUGGCCCAGCACCCGGAGCCUUCACCGCCACCAUGGCCACGUUCACCGCGCCUGCCACACGGGAGAAGACCGAAGGCUCCCCGACUGUGUCCAGCCACCACUCGGGCACCAGAGCACCCAGCGACUCACAGAACGCUUUCCUGGCCUUCAUCUUGCAUCCUCUGACCUUGCCUACCACCCUGCCCAAGAUGAAGCUCAGUACCCUCCUUCCCCUCCUCUUUGCUGUGUUGCUGCUCCUCUUGAUGGUCGCCUCCCUCUUGGCUUGGCGGAUGAUGAAGCGACAGAAUAAAGCUGCGGGAACACGCCCAGAGCAGGCACUGCAGUCCCUAGAGAGUGACCUCUGCUACGUGAACCUGACCCUGCCGCAGACGGGAAGCUCCCCUGGCUCCUCCCAGAGCAAGGCCCCCCGGAGGUCCGCCUCUGCCCAGGCUGGCCAGGAGGAAGUGGAGUACGUCACCAUGGCUCCCGUUCCAAGGGGGGAAAUCUCCUACGCUUCUCUGUCUCUGGGCAUCUUGGACCAGGAGCCAACCUACAGCAAUGCCAGCCACUUCAUCAGGCACGGUGCCGGCAGGGGCCAUGAGGAGUCCACGGAGUACAGCAUCAUCCGGAAGCCGUAG